Pecten maximus is the source of this 1095-nucleotide messenger RNA. RefSeq lists its product as uncharacterized. The record is from RefSeq and is a predicted model, not a curated record. The transcript has a single exon. NCBI's taxonomy places the organism in Eukaryota, Metazoa, Mollusca, Bivalvia, Pectinida, Pectinidae. The coding region runs from base 1 to 1095 and encodes 364 amino acids.
AUGGAUAGUGCCACUCCCCGUCCCGUGUCAGCAACACCAUGUACCGAACCAGGACACACCGACCUAGUGAGCGCCUGGUGUCAAACCUGUCAGACGUUUGUCUGUAUUCAGGGUAUGGUGUCCGAGAAACACGCUGGACAUAUCUUUAUAUCACUGGAGAAAAGAGCUGGAGAAUUUGGAGCAAGGAUUGAGCAAAGGAAAAUAGAACUGCGCAAGAUUGAGGAAAGUUUUGGUGCUGAUCUCGUACAACAGUUGGAAAUAGAAACCAAGUUCAACGCUCGCGUGGAUGAUCUAAACAAUGAGAUUGAUAAGAGAAGUCAACGUUUACACUCUGAAAUUGAAUCCUGGAAGACAAAAACAAAAUCAGCGCUUCAGACGAGGGUUGACGAAAUCAGGAUAUCAAUGAAGGUCCGUCAGGAUCAAAUUAAAGAGGACCAAAAUAAACUACGAGCAGCCCUGGAUCAAUGUAGUCUAGAAAACUACAAAGCAGAUGAAGCUAUACAGGUCAAACGUCAGUCGUCUGUAUACAUUCCUGCUUGUCUUAUCUUGACAGAAGUCAACUCCACGGAGCUGGACAUGGAUACCUUGCUUGGACACAUUUCUGAUGAAGAAUCGUAUGGGUCCGACUGUGUGUCUUAUGCAAAACCAUUUUCCUCUUCUGGUUCUGAUGAUACUUCUGAUCUUCACGGACUAUCAGAGACCGAGAGUAAUUUUAUGGAGGAACUGAAGCAUGAGAGAAUUUAUUGCGACCUACCGGUACAUCUUGAUGAUGUUGAAAUCCUGAAACACUGCCAGUUUAAGAACCCCAACCAACAAGAAGAAGAGAUCAAACUAGCUGCCAGCAGGGAUGGAGGCAUCUGGGUAACCUGUACCGGACAAAGAUGCAUUAAACAUUUCGACGACGAAGGCAAUUGUAGGCGGAAAGUUUUGACUGACUUUGAUAUAUAUGACAUAGACGUCAACAGUAAAAAUGAACUUUUUGCAUCAGUGCACAAUGGAUUUAAGAUAAAAAAAGAAAACCUAUUUCAACUGGAAAACUCUUGUAAGAACAGAACACCGUGUGACCUUUGGAAUCGGCAUCACGUCUGCGGAUGA